Molecule: messenger RNA, 1408 nt
Organism: Pleuronectes platessa (European plaice)
Lineage: Eukaryota; Metazoa; Chordata; Actinopteri; Pleuronectiformes; Pleuronectidae
Gene: ckmt2a
Product: creatine kinase, mitochondrial 2a (sarcomeric)
Exons: 9
Coding region: 10-1263 (417 amino acids)
Biological process (GO): phosphocreatine biosynthetic process
Cellular component (GO): mitochondrion
Molecular function (GO): creatine kinase activity
Source: RefSeq, a predicted model, not a curated record
AGCAGAGAGAUGGCGAACUCUUUCACACGAAUGAUCUCUGGCCGCAACACGGCCGCGCUGUUGGCCAGCUUGGGCGCGGGAACGUUGGCGACUGGCUUCCUGUUGAGUGAAAACAGUUCUCUUGCUGCCGAGGCGAAGAAGAUGCUGUAUCCUCCCAGCUCUGAUUACCCUGACCUGAGGAAACACAACAACUGCAUGGCCGCCGCUCUGACUCCGGCCAUUUAUGCCAGACUGAGGGACAAGGUCACCCCCAACAACUGGACCCUGGACCAGUCCAUCCAAACUGGAGUGGACAACCCCGGGCACCCUUUCAUCAAGACGGUGGGGUGUGUGGCUGGUGACGAGGAGAGCUACGAGGUGUUUGCUGAGCUCUUUGACCCCAUCAUUAAAGACAGGCACAACGGCUAUGACCCCAGGACCAUGAUACACCCGACUGAUCUGGAAGCCUCCAAGAUAACCAACGGCGUGUUUGAUGAGAAAUACGUCCUCUCGUCCCGUGUCAGGACCGGACGCAGUAUCCGCGGGCUGAGCCUCCCCCCGGCCUGUUCGAGGGCCGAGCGCCGCGAGGUGGAGCGAGUGGUUGUCACGGCCCUGGCCGGCCUGAAGGAAGACCUGGCUGGACAUUAUUACAGCCUGGGGGACAUGACGGAUAAGCAGCAGCAGCAGCUCAUUGACGAUCACUUCCUGUUUGACAAGCCUGUCUCUCCACUGUUGACCUGUGCCUUUAUGGGCAGAGACUGGCCAGACGCCAGGGGCAUCUGGCACAACAAUGAGAAGACCUUCCUGAUCUGGGUGAACGAGGAGGACCACACCAGAGUCAUCUCCAUGGAGAAGGGAGGCAACAUGAAGAGAGUGUUUGAGAGAUUCUGCAGAGGACUCAAACAGGUGGAGCAUCUGAUCCAGGAGAGAGGCUGGGAGUUCAUGUGGAACGAGCAUCUGGGCUACAUCCUCACAUGUCCCUCCAACCUGGGCACCGGCCUGAGGGCGGGCGUGCACGUACGCUUGCCAAAACUCAGCCAGGAUCAACGUUUCUCCAAAAUCCUGGACCACCUGCGGCUGCAGAAGAGAGGCACAGGCGGGGUGGACACGGCUGCUACUGGAGACACCUUUGACAUAUCCAACAACGACCGUCUGGGAAAAUCUGAGGUGGAGCUGGUCCAGAUGCUAGUCGAUGGAGUCAACUACCUGAUUGAGUGUGAGAAGAAGCUGGAGAAGGGCCAGGACAUCAAAGUCCCAGCUCCCGUUGCUCAGUUUAGGAAAUAGAUGCUGGACUCCCGGUGCCUCCGGUGUUAGACAGAGGUCAGCGCCCUUUUCGGUGCUCCCUCCAACACUGAGCCCGUGGAGAAACCUCAGAAUGACCAGCGUCCACUGCUGCAGAGGAGGUCCUUUCUUUACUCCUCCCACACAA